Hypanus sabinus (Atlantic stingray) is the source of this 1919-nucleotide messenger RNA. RefSeq names its product Ras-related GTP binding A (gene rraga). The coding region runs from base 131 to 1072 and encodes 313 amino acids. Lineage: Eukaryota; Metazoa; Chordata; Chondrichthyes; Myliobatiformes; Dasyatidae. Gene Ontology annotation, biological process: cellular response to starvation; regulation of autophagy; positive regulation of TOR signaling. Gene Ontology annotation, molecular function: GTPase activity; GTP binding. The record is from RefSeq and is a predicted model, not a curated record. Gene Ontology annotation, cellular component: lysosome; Gtr1-Gtr2 GTPase complex; nucleus. The transcript is spliced from 9 exons.
CCAUGUAAAUGACGCAGGCGAAGCGCGUGACUGUGGCCUGUUGUGUUCCAGAAGCUCCACGGCUGUGACCUAGAGGCGGACACAAUACGGGCAAAGCUUGGGGUAAAUCUGCAACUCCAGUAGGCGGGGGAUGCCAAGUACAGCCAUGAAGAAAAAGGUGCUGUUGAUGGGAAAGAGUGGGUCUGGUAAGACCAGCAUGAGAUCCAUUAUUUUUGCAAACUACAUUGCCAGGGACACAAGACGCCUUGCAGCUACAAUUGAUGUGGAGCAUUCACAUGUCCGGUUCCUGGGAAACCUGGUCCUGAAUCUAUGGGACUGUGGUGGCCAAGAUACGUUCAUGGAAAACUACUUUACAAGUCAGCGGGACAACAUAUUCCGUAAUGUGGAAGUUCUCAUUUACGUCUUUGAUGUUGAAAGUCGGGAAUUGGAGAAAGAUAUGCAUUACUACCAGUCGUGCCUGGAAGCAAUUCUUCAAAACUCUCCUGAUGCCAAAAUUUUUUGUCUUGUCCACAAGAUGGAUCUUGUGCAAGAGGAUCAGCGUGACUUGAUUUUUAAGGAACGUGAAGAUGAUCUGAGGCGCUUGUCACGUCCUCUAGAGUGCACAUGCUUUCGGACCUCCAUCUGGGAUGAGACUUUGUAUAAAGCAUGGUCAAGCAUCGUGUACCAGCUGAUCCCUAAUGUACAACAACUAGAAACCAACUUGAGGAACUUUGCUCAGAUUAUUGAAGCUGAUGAGGUGCUAUUGUUUGAAAGGGCUACAUUCCUAGUGAUAUCCCACUAUCAAUGUAAAGAACAGAGGGAUGCACACAGAUUUGAAAAAAUCAGUAAUAUCAUUAAACAAUUUAAGCUAAGCUGCAGUAAACUGGCAGCAUCUUUCCAAAGUAUGGAAGUUAGAAACUCCAAUUUUGCAGCAUUCAUUGAUGUCUUUACAUCCAACACCUAUGUGAUGGUAAUCAUGUCAGAUCCAUCUAUACCUUCUGCAGCUACACUUAUCAAUAUUCGUAAUGCCCGGAAACACUUUGAAAAGCUGGAGAGAGUGGAUGGUCCUAAACAUAGCCUUUUGGUUCGCUGAAGGGCAUCCUUAUUAUGGAUUAGAUAUCAAAUGGGUGUAUAGUAACUUGAUAUUUCCUGAUAUAAUUCUUUAUAUCGUGUCUGUUUUUGAGUAACUUGCUGCAGUUGUCACAUUUUUUGUGACUUUAAACAUCUUGCCAUGUAAUUUGUGUCAUUUCUAAAUGCAACAGGUCCUGUUCAUUCCAGACACUGCUUCAGUGCUCUCACUAUUUUUUUAAAAAAAAGUUUAUCUGGUUCCAUCUUGAUGAUACUUCAUGCAGGAUCAGCAACAUUUUGAAAAGUGCUCUGGUGAUUAUGUAAUUUCAAGAUAUGUCUUUGAAUUCUGCAUGCAAAAUAUGCCUCGUCUCUCUUUCUGACCUGUUUUCUUUAUCCCCGGUGAAAGGGAAGUUAAGCAUAUUGUAUGUGUCUGUGAUGAAAACUUCCAUAUUUGUGAUAUGACUUUAUAGAUACAAAGAUAAUCAAUUCAGUAAUAUUCAUAGUGAGAGUGCUGAAACAAAUGCCAGUUACUUUCUUCUGUUUGCACCCCUCUGAAGUUUUUGUUUGUAAAAUGUCAUUUAAUGUGCUGUAUACUUUUUUUAAAAAAAGUAUGUUUUUUGUAAAACCUGAAUUAUGGGUGGUCUGUUGCAUCGUUGAAUUCUCUAUAUUCACAGUUGUACUGGUUUGGGAUGAGCUGAUGAGACUUCCCAUCUUCCUCUUCAUACUCCUACAGCGGCAGAGAUUUAAAAAAAUUGUAAUUCUAACGACUACACUUGCACAGUCCUCAUCUUGAUGUGGCAUCAAUUCUCUGCCUUUCCUGUGUGUUUUUUUUAAAAAAAAUAGUAUUUAAUAAAAUCUAUUUCAAAGUCAAA